AUGAGCGAACGAAUCGUGAGUAAACUCCCGCGACUGGCCCUCGCAAGACCGAUGGCGCCGAACGUCGGCCUCAACUGUAUCAUGUGGGCGGAGCGACUCGCCGAGCAGUGGACUCUGGGGGCCAUCCAUCGGGCAGUUCGGCCCGACGGGAACAACAACGCCCUGCGGCUGUGUGGCGCCGCGCCAAGCAGCCCUUUCCGGUGGUUCAGGAGCGACCUGAGGCUCACCCAGCACUGGGAGGCGUCCCGGAGUGUCGGUUUGGCCGAGUUUGCCUCCAAGUGAGAGUUCUACUACUAAAUAAAAAGCAGAAGACGUGCGAAUUAGCGAUCACGCGAUUCGUAAUUAGUUUUUUAUGGUUAAAAAAAAAACGUAAACUUGAAAUUUAGCAUGGUAGCUUGCUGAAAACAGGCUUUCAGUAUCUCACCGAUAAUUUUCGAUUUUCUGAACUAGAAAAAAAGUAAGAAAAUGGAUAUAGGACAUUGAGAAGUGAAAAAAAUGCCACACGCGAGUCGUAAAAAAUUUGAAGAAAAGUUUCGAUAAAGAAUUCAAGACUUCUUCCAUCAUCAAAUUUUUCAGGUAA
Caenorhabditis auriculariae is the source of this 580-nucleotide messenger RNA. The record is from the annotation of a GenBank genome assembly. NCBI's taxonomy places the organism in Eukaryota, Metazoa, Nematoda, Chromadorea, Rhabditida, Rhabditidae.